GUGAAAGACUUAACACAACAUUAAGAACAAUAAGAGGCAAACUAUUGUCAUUACCGUGACUAAUCAUCAUCUAAAAGUGAAGCAUUUUACAAUUAGAUAAGAAAACAAAAGAAAUAAUUUUGUUGGAAGGCUUUGACCCAGACAGAUACGUUUCAUAUGUUAAUAACAUAAACAACAGCUAGUUUUGAUCGACAACAAGUUCAAUAGCAAAAAAUUGAAGGCCGAUAUUUAACGUUAAAACAAGGACUUCUCACAUUAAGUCAAGACUAAACAAAAGUGUUCCUGAAUCGUUGUUUAAAAUCAUCUUUGAAAACUGAUUGAAGUUAUAAUAUAAAUAAAAAAUAAAUUAUCGAUAGUCGAAAACAUUCGCAUCAAAAAUUAACUGAUAAGGCAAAAAGAGGAAAUGAAUUUGAAAGAACGAAUUCUGCUUCAAACCUUUGCAGUGUUAACAGUAUUAAACGUUGUUUGUUUGCAAGAUGCGACAAGAUUGUCGCUUUCAUCGAAUGAUCUGACUUUAGUCGUGGGUGAAACAAAGAACUUAAGUCUGACGGUUGACGGUUCAUUGAACACUUCUCUGACGAUUUAUUUGUAUGAAGAUGAUGGUCAUGGCCUUAUCAGUAUCACUCCAAAUCAACUGACGAUCCCCGCAAAUUCACAAUCAAACUGGACUCAAGAGAUAAGCUUCUUUGGAGAAAAUCCUGGACACGCAGAAAUUGUUGGCAACGCAACACCAGUUGCAGUCAUUGACGAUUCUAAUUUAUUUGUUCGAAUCAUCGUUGCAAAUUCAUCUUCAAUUAUAUUGAUUUCAUUUAUUGUUGGGUGGAUUUACUUCGUAGCCUGGUCGAUAUCAUUUUACCCACAAAUAUGGAUAAAUAUCAAAAGAAAGUCAGUUGUUGGCUUAAAUUUCGACUUUCUAGCGUUGAAUUUACUUGGACAUACUUUAUAUGCGCUUUUUAAUUGUUCACUUUAUUGGAUAACUACGAUCGAAGAUGAAUAUUUUCAAAGAUUUCCACGUGGUGUCAAUCCCGUUGAGCUUAACGAUGUCUUCUUUUCCAUUCAUGCAUCACUUAUUACAGCUUUUACGAUCUCCCAAUGCUUCAUUUACGAGCGCGGAGAACAACGAGUUUCUAACAUUGCUAGAGGUAUUCUAGGUCUCUUCUUUACUAUCAUCAUUGUUACUUUCAUUUGCUCUGCUGUUGGUGUAUGGCAUUGGCUCGAUUUCUUAAACACUUGCAGUUACAUCAAACUUGCGAUAACGCUUAUCAAAUAUGUGCCUCAAGCUGUUAUGAAUUAUCGUAGAAAGAGUACCGUUGGAUGGAGCAUUGGAAAUAUCAUACUUGAUUUUACAGGAGGUCUUCUUUCAAUGCUUCAGAUGAUACUGAAUUCAUAUAAUUAUAACGAUUGGCAAUCGAUUUUCGGAGACCCAACAAAGUUCGGUCUAGGAUUGUUUUCAGUACUUUUCGAUAUCGUUUUCAUGCUGCAACAUUAUGUUUUCUAUCGAAAUCUUUUGCCAUAUCAACUUAUUCCUGACUCAGAUGAAGAUGCGGAGGAAGAUAAUGAGAAUGUUGAAGAGACGUCCAAAACACGUGAUGAUGAGGCUUAAAACAUCUAGACUAAAUUAGAAUAUAAUUAAUAAUCUUAGAUAUAAGAUCGAAACAAAUGCAGAAAUGAUUUUCGAGUGAAUUGUGUAAUGACAAUAAUUUUAUACAGACCUUACAGUUUAUUAUUUUAUGCAUGCAAGUACUGAACUGAAAAUGUGAUUCCUUUUAGCAAACAUUCAUGACCAUAAAUUUAAAAUAAGAAACAGAAUAAAAUUUUACCCGAAGACUAUUCCCAAGCGACCACUCAUUAAUAACUUCUUCAAACUUUCAUACGUCUCUCUUCUUCAUAUUCUUCACUCAAUAGUUAGUUUCGUUCCAAACGUUGGUCGGUGCUUACAUAAAAGUGUGUCAGUUCUUUUCAUUUCGAGGAAAGAAGAUUGAAAUUUACAAAUAUCAAUUUUAAUUGAAAGAACUACUCGUUUUCUAGCAAUAAGAGACAGUAACGUCAUCAGAUACCUUUAGUUGUUUACUUUCAAGCUUUAAACAAAUCUUACUUACGCAAGCAAUUCAUAAGAGAAUUUUAUCGGAAUUUGGCUUCAUUUAAUAAAAGAGUUGCGACUUCAAUAAUAAUAAUAACAGGAAACAGCAAACGAAGCAAAUAACUUAAUUAAAGAUGGCUUUGGCGCUUUUCAUUCCGCCAUUGGCGAUGAUAUUUUUUGCUUUUUACUUCCUACGUUCAUCGAAAGAAAUGCCGAAGAAUUGGAGAGAAUUUGUUGUUGAGUUGAAGAUUCAAGCUUCUGGCACGCAAGGAUUAGCCGAAGAUACAAUCAUGAGAUAUUGGAAUAAAGUGGAACUAGUCAAGCGACCAAAUAAAAUUGCUGUAAUGACUGGCGGUAAUCGUGGCAUCGGUUUGUGUGUUUUGGAAAAACUUUUAAAAUGCGACAUGACUGUAAUGUUAGGAGGGAGAAAUCCUGAAGCAUCAAAGAAAUCUGUUGAAAGUUAUCUAAAUGAAGAAUUGAUAAAGGGAAAAGUUUUCUAUGAAAAAUGUGAUACUGGCGAUAUGAAAUCAGUGAAAGAGUUUGCGAUGAAAGUUCAAGAAAAGUUUCCAGCAAUUCACUUGUUAAUUAAUAAUGCGGGUGUUAUGUGCACACCUUAUAAAGAAUCAUGUGAUGGAUUUGAAUCUCAAAUGGCUAUCAAUUACUUGGGACAUUUUCUGCUGACGCACUUGCUAAUGCCACAGUUAGUUGUUGGUUCAAAUAAUAAUGACGGAAGGAAUGUGAGAAUUGUGAACGUGUCGUCGUGUGUUCAUAGACUAACGGAUAUCGAUUACAGUGAUUUUCAUUGCCAAAAAUUUUACUAUCCAGCGGAUGCUUAUAACAAAAGCAAAUUAGCUCAGGUUUUAUUCACAAAGUCUCUUGAAAGGUUUUUCUCGGAACAUGAAUUAAAGAUACAAUCACAUUCACUUCAUCCUGGUGUCGUCAAUACUGACCUGUUUGAGCAUUCAAGCACGGAUUAUAUUCCAUGGAUUCGGAAAAUAUUCUUUAAGACGCCUGAAGAAGGUUCAAGGACGGUCGUUUAUGCAGCAAUUUCUCCGAAAUUGGAAGGCGAUGGUGGAACUUACUUAUCUAAUUGUACAAAAUGGAAUUAUCACAAAUCAUCAGAUGAUCCCGUGGAAUGUGAAAAACUUUUCAAUUUUACUUAUGAUUAA
Messenger RNA from Clunio marinus, 3249 nucleotides. NCBI's taxonomy places the organism in Eukaryota, Metazoa, Arthropoda, Insecta, Diptera, Chironomidae. The record is from the annotation of a GenBank genome assembly.